Messenger RNA from Vicia villosa (hairy vetch), 1848 nucleotides. RefSeq lists its product as uncharacterized. The coding region runs from base 343 to 1587 and encodes 414 amino acids. Lineage: Eukaryota; Viridiplantae; Streptophyta; Magnoliopsida; Fabales; Fabaceae. The transcript is spliced from 6 exons. The record is from RefSeq and is a predicted model, not a curated record.
ACUUCUUCUGCAAGUUUUUUUUCUCUUCUUUCUUCUAAUUUCCUUUCCCCCCAAAAUCACUUUCUCCAGAAAAUCCAUAGCGCGAGAAAAUGUUUCGUUUGUACUUUUCUUCUCUUCCUCCACCGCCACCUCAACCUCCCAACGCCAUUAUCGUUGCUGUCACGGUUGCUAUUUUUCUUUUUGCCGUAAAUCUCCGAUGAUAUAGAUAUACAUUUUGUGUACAUUCUUCAUUUUAGGGUUUAGGACCUUCUUCUACAUCUUGAUACUUCUACAUUCGUUCUUGCUCUUGUGAAGUGCGUUUCGAUUUUUUGACUUGUUGCGAGUGAGAAAUUUCCCGCGAAAAUGAAUAAGGAAAAUCGAAAUGCACCAUUCUUACCACCGUCUACUUCCGAUUCUUACGUCAAAGAUCCUUACAAAAGUUCAAGAAUAUCAUACACAGGAAGCUUUCUUCUCUCUUUAGCUAAAGCUAAAGCUGAUAGUUACAGAACGCUGAAAAUGUCAAAGGAGAUUAAGUUUGCAAUGUCUUGCAUGUAUGAAGGUUCACUUGAUCUCCUACCCUCACCUUAUAGUGAACUAGAUUCUGUUAGUCAGAAAGUUUCUGCUUCAAAGGUUCUGGAUAAUGUCCAUCUACUGCAUAAGAGUAAUCAACCAUAUCUGCCUCCAUGUCGCAACAAGGCACUAUCUUCUUCAAGUGGAGACAGCAAUGGCUCACUAAAGACUGACAUAUCUGGAUCUUCUGAGUGUACAAAUCAGGAAGUGCAAGCAGAACUAGAUAAACUUAGAAACAUUUCUCCUGCAAAAUUUCCAAAGAGUGAGGAGCUUUGGGAGACUUAUUUGUAUUUUGAACCUCCAUUCAUCCAUGAUGUCCAAAUUCAACAGGAUUCAGAAUUUAAAUCUGCCAAUACCAGCUUAGAGGACUGUUCAAGUUCUAUCUCUGGUUUUAGUUUUCCUGAUGAGGACAGUUUAAUUACAUAUGACGAACCUUUCUGGACCCUUGAAGUGAAAAUUCCGCCAAGAAAUGAUAGUUUCAUGUCCUCCCCUGAAAGCAAACUGAUUGAAGAUGAUUUGGAUAGUCCAGACUCAACUUUUGAAAUGAUCAAGAGUCUUGUAGAAUCUGUACUCGAUGGGGAUGAUGAUUAUGAUGACGAUUAUUAUAGUUUUGAUAAGGAUAGUUCCUCUAUGGAUGAUAUUAUGGCGGAUCUGGUCCAGCAUGGAGCUAGAGUUGCUAAACUAAACCUUUCUUACCAGCCGUUUCAUUCUGAUCAGUUGAAUCUAGGAAGGGGUCCAUUCUCUUUGCCUUUCCACUGUUGUCCAUGCGGCGACAUUUGUCACAGUGAUCAUGAGCUAAGAAGGUUUGGUCUUGGAGCUGAUGAAUCAAUGUUUCAACAGGGUAUAAUUCCAUCACUUGAGGUGCCUUCAUGGAAGGAGAAAACAAAUCUAAUGCAGAAUUGUUUUGAAUAUCAGCAUCCAGGCUAUGACUGUUCUGUAAAGGGAACUCCUGAUUCUCUUGGUGAUGGCAAUGGAGUAAUUGGCAACUUCGAAGACAGGAAACUGGGAGCAAGUCAGUUCAUGGGAGGUUUCUACUAGUUGCAGACUUUCCACAGUGAUUAGCAAUUGUUAAUAUGGAGAUAGGAAUAUUAGGAUGAAGAAUAGAAUGUGAUAAUCCUUUGCUAUUUUUCAAAUUUUCUUGUGAAGCAGCCAUGAAUGCUCUGAAGCUGCUGUAAAUAGAUCUCUCCUAGCUAGUAUAUUAAGAAAACAAAAAACAAAAAUAAGUUAGCUCCUAGUUUUUUUUUUAUCGAAGUUAGCUCCUAGUUAGUAACUAUAUUUCUGUUUUUUUUUUUGGAUAAU